Athalia rosae (coleseed sawfly) is the source of this 1531-nucleotide messenger RNA. RefSeq lists its product as uncharacterized. Lineage: Eukaryota; Metazoa; Arthropoda; Insecta; Hymenoptera; Athaliidae. Gene Ontology annotation, biological process: tail-anchored membrane protein insertion into ER membrane. The transcript is spliced from 4 exons. Bases 546 to 1418 code for a protein of 290 amino acids. Gene Ontology annotation, cellular component: GET complex. The record is from RefSeq and is a predicted model, not a curated record.
UUGACCGUAAUCCCUCCUAUUCGGCGAACUGCUAAUUACUCAUCCACUUUGUACCUGAGGCGUACUUGCUCAAUUGCGAGACUAUAAAAUCCAAACAUUUCCGUAUGAUUCAUCAUGAUUUUGGGAUUAUGAGAUGAAUCCGAAGCCUAUUUUACUCCUCUGCCGUUCCAGGGUUCAUUGAAAUGCGUGAAAGGCGCAGGAGAAUAGAUUAUGCAUUUUUAAAUUUUACAAUUAGCCAGGCCGUAGAGGUAAUUAUAAUUCGAAGAUGUGACUUGCUUUUUUGCGACAUUGCAAAAUCUUGUGCGCGGGCCAAUUGAUUAUGCUAUUUUUAUUAAUCUUGACUAUGGGACGAUCUAGAUAAGCAACAUGAAUUAGUUCAGCAUCGGCAGAUAUAAAAUGAAAUAGAAUUUUUCAGUUUACAGGCACUUAUUUCUUGAAUGGCAAGACUACUUUUUGAGAAGUAAAUAUACUAUACAUCUAUCAAAUGAUCAGAGAGAAAAAAAGAAAAAUUUAGGAAACUAACGCUCAUUCGUUGGCAAGCAAUCAUGGCAGAUGCGGCGGCGAGGCGUGAAGCUCGGCGGAAAAGAAUUUUGGAAAAUUCGGAAAAUCGUCUUCAAAGAAUUACCGGAGCUAGAUGCAACGUCCGAGAAGAGAAAUCGAAUCUAAAUUCCUAUACCCCAACGAAUCCACAACGCGACACUGAACAGGACAAAGAAUUCGUACCGGACACAAACGGUCACCCUGCCCUCACACAACCCAAGAAUGACCUUUUUAAUAAAUUAUAUUCAGGAGACCAAGAUUUCUUGAUUCAGACAUUAUUGUCUAACAAUAUACGUAAGCGGAAUGUUAACGGGGAGGGAUUUUCUAUCGACGACAGUUUCGAUUUAACAAAUCACUCCGCAAGGAAUGAAAGUUUUUCUCCCGGCAAUGAGCGACACACGAGUAGUGUAAAUAAAGCAACUAACGAGCCUGACGAUGAUGUCAAUACGCAUGAAUCUGUUGGAAAGAUAUCUGCCGAGCCAUCCUUAUUCUGUAGUGUGUUUGAUAGUAAAUUGAUCCUUGUGCUCCUUGCAGCUCUUGUAAAUAUAUUGUACCUUUUACAACUUCAACAUUUAUGUGGCAAGACCAUCCUCGCACCAUUCCUAGCUCUAAUGUUGAUACGGCUGAAUUUGGCUGACGAUAAAUCAGGAUCGCAAGGUGGAAAUAUGGUAUUUGCAGCGUUAAUUUUGUGCAGUAUAAAACCUGAGCUGGUUCAUAAUCUUAGACGAGUGAUAAAAAUAUUCAAGAAGAUUACAGAGGAUUUUUCGAUCUACAUAUUCAGCUUCGUCAUAAUGUACAACAUGGCUUGUUCGUAUUGGAACGACAUCGACGUUACAAUUUCGACCGUUGAUUUAGCAGAAAAUGUACAAUCGCAAUAACUAACAUAAAAAUAACUCUUUUGCCUCUUAAUUAUUUCUCGCCGCAACACGAAAGCAUCUUUUUUGUAUAAUUGUAAAUAAAUAUAAUAAAUGCGCUAUUUUCAAAAGCCGAA